AUGGCGGACUCUCCUAUAGUACAGUCAACUGUCUCCGUCGUCUCGGGUCAGCUCUGUUUCGGGUCCCUGCACAACAUUUGGUUCGGCUCCUCUGCUCCCUCUCAAGGCCUCCCGAUUGCUCCGCCGCAACCAAGUGGCACAGUUCAAACUCACAGCAUCAACUACAACGUUACCGCACAAAACGGGAUAUGGAAUGUCUUCAAACUUGUUGCUUCCGAGACAAGUGAUGUAGCAGCAUGGUUCGUGGCUCACGAGGAUAUCGAUCCCAGGCAGGAAGUCGAUAAGAUUCUUCGCAUAUCUGGCUCACCUUAUGAACCAGAUCAUGGAAGUACGGUGAACAACGACGCUACUUCUCAGGCUGGAGUUUUCGUGGUCAAUCGCUAUGACUGGAGCUACUACGACAAACGUUGCUUUGAUGAGAUUGGUGAAGGCCAGGAAGAAGGCGAUGAUGAUGUGCUGGCAAACUCCAACUCUCUUGGGAUCGUUGAUCGCUCCGUUGCGCAAGAAAUGGUCCAGCGAUGGCAGGGCCAACGACCAAGCCGACGAGGCAGUGCAGAGCAUGGAAUCUGGUUGUAUAUACCCCACGGAGAAUAUAUGUUUGGCCGCUUUGGAUUCAAUGGCUCGCGCACCGCUGUAAGAUCAUUUCUGUUCUUCUCCGCAUGCACAGAGUUCACAAGGACAAGUUUCUCGGGUAUUUCGGGAACACUGCGAGAGCAUUUGACGCCCCUGGAGAGGUUACAGCGUUAA
Molecule: messenger RNA, 747 nt
Organism: Fusarium mangiferae
Lineage: Eukaryota; Fungi; Ascomycota; Sordariomycetes; Hypocreales; Nectriaceae
Exons: 1
Coding region: 1-747 (248 amino acids)
Source: RefSeq, a predicted model, not a curated record